AUGUUUUCAAGCAUUAAAAUACAUUAUAGGUAUAUAACUUUACGAAAAUGUAUAAAUAAAUAUAAUAUUAUAGAAAAUCAUAUUUUUAAUAUACGUUGUAUUAAUUUUCAUAACACAACUAACCAUCAAAAAAAUGUAAAUGAAUAUUUUGAUUAUAAUGAAGAUUAUAAAUUAUUGAAAAGACUUCAAAACAAUGAUUUACUCGAUGUGCUAGAUAUAAAGGAUGAUAAAGAUGGCUUGAAAAUAAAAAAGAAAUAUCUUAAAUUGCUUAGGGCAUAUCACCCCGAUACCUAUAUGAAAGAAAAAAAUGAAAAACGAAAGAAAAUGAAAGAAGAAAUUUUUAUUCAAAUAUAUACCAAAUAUAAAAAUUUUAGUAACCAAUAUGAUAUCCAUAAGUCAAACGAUUUCGAUGAGUCUAUAUAUGAAAAUGAGGAAGAUAAAGAAGAAAGAUUAGAAAGAUACAAGCGAUAUUCUGAAGGGAAAAGAAAUGACAUUAACACCAAGAACAUUGAACUGUAUAUUUUAAUAACAAUUUUAUUAAUAUUCGUUACAGUUUUUUUAAUAUGUGCAUAUCUCCCUUUUAAUGCAAAUCCCACAAGAGAAGAACUUUGCGAAACUGCUGAAACAUAUGAAAAAGUGCAAAUUGUUUCAUGUUUUUACAAUCCAGUUAUGAAAAGAUAUGAAUAUCUUUCGUCAGAGUAUUUUAUUCCUCCUACACCGGAGCAAUUAUAUUACUUUUACAAAAACAACUUCCCCAAUUUGGAUAUAGAAGAGGAUAUUCUAAAUAUGAAGCGUUUCGAAAUUAUAAAGUUACCCAAAAACAGAGCGAAGAAAUGCAGGUUGGUAUAUGAUUUAAAAACAAACGAACUAAUAUUUUUAAAAAAAAAAAUAAGGAAGAAAUUAUAA
Plasmodium vinckei vinckei is the source of this 906-nucleotide messenger RNA. Its product is annotated as conserved Plasmodium protein, unknown function. NCBI's taxonomy places the organism in Eukaryota, Apicomplexa, Aconoidasida, Haemosporida, Plasmodiidae. The transcript has 6 exons. The record is from RefSeq and is a predicted model, not a curated record. The coding region runs from base 1 to 906 and encodes 301 amino acids.